AUGAGUGUCGCCUGGAGGGCACGUAAGAAGAUGGCGCAGUUGUUUGUCAUGAGAUGCGGUGCUGAAGCCAAUAUUUCCUUGGAGAUGGCCCUGCGCGGUCACUAUCGGAGUAAGCUUUUCCACUGGGAGGUUGAUCUUGUGGAGCCUCUUCCCCCUUCCGUAUCUAAGAAACAUAUGAGGGAGAUUUUUGGAAAGCUCGUGACAAUAGGGGAAAUACUAGUUCUAGCGGACAUGCCUCACCUCCCCAAUCGGUUGUUGGGGUUGUUUUCGCAAAAAAUUGAAGUUUUCAUGUGGUCCUAUCAUCGGACAAAGAUACUGAAUCCCAUGAUGCGGGCUUUCAUCCUCAAAAAGAUAGCGGUGGUGCCUAGUUCUUUAAAGGCAUCACCUUCGACGCUUACCAGCUCCUUCUCAGUUGAUCCUGGUUCCAACUCCGUGCUUGGGGGUGCACUAGAUAUCAUCGCCCAAGAGUGGAAUAGCUGUGCUCAUCCACCAGCCACAAUGAAGUUUCUUGUGGGCCAAUCGGACGCUCAUAUAGUCGGUGAUCUUCGGUAUGUCGCUGCUCAAGCUUCUGCCCUUAUGGUUGAUUCCGCUGAUCAAUUUUGCCGAUCGGUCAAAAAUAAAUCACUAUUAAAAACUAUGCACGAUGUCAUUUCAGGCUUAAGGGAGGAACUCCGUGAUUCAGAGGCAGAGUGUCGAGUGUUGUCCGAGAAAAAAUACAUCGUGGCCUGUGAGAAGGCCACCUUAGAAGAUCAUGUUAUGUGA
This is a messenger RNA of Lactuca saligna, 762 nucleotides long. The record is from the annotation of a GenBank genome assembly. Lineage: Eukaryota; Viridiplantae; Streptophyta; Magnoliopsida; Asterales; Asteraceae.